CAGGGAGGAAAGGCGGCUAGCUCGAGUAAAUACUCGGAGCGCGUUUUUUCAGCAGGUGUUGUUAUGCCUGGGUAAUUUAUCGUAAUGUUUAUUAUAAAUGUCAGUCAUAUCAAAGAUACGGCCCUACUGUCUAUCUUUUGGAACUGGAUUUUAUAUAGUUUCAAGAAUCAUUUCCGAAUGAAAGGAAACAACGAUUAGCAUCUCUCCUAUCUAUUGCUCCUAAUAAAAAUCCUCACAUACAUUAUUUUUGGCUGACAGUGGACUGUAUCAAUAAUGAAAGGUUCACUCACAAAAUAAAACUACUAUUAUCAGUCUCAGUGACUUCUAGCCAAUGUGAACUAAAAGUACAAAGAAUGUACCUGAUAAAGUUGGACUAUUAUUAUGAUUUGAUGGUGAAUGUCGUGAUCGCUGUUAGACCGUGAUGUACAUAUCCAAGCACCCUAUUGCCUACUGAUAAUGAAAUAGAUGACCUCAAUGUAGGAUUGUUGCCCAUUGAUUGUAACAUAAAUGAUCUAACAGACAAAGACAUCUUGACGCAUUUUACUGAAUGAAGUGUCAAUAGAUACUUAACUCUUUAGUUACGACUGUGAUUCCGAUUUAGAGUUAGUGCUACGGUUUAGGAAUAGAAUGUCAAGUUAAGGAUUCAUGUCUAUAGCUAGGAUUGAGGUUUUGGAUUUAAGAAGUGUUGCAGUUUGCAGUUAGUCUAUAUUCACCGUAAAUACUAACUAACUUCAAGUCCUAAAGUAUAUUCUAACAGUAACUUCAGGCCACUAAUUCUGUAUACCGAUCCUAUUCUUAAUUCAUAAAAUCUGCAUCAAAAUGCUAAACUUUAAAACCUAAUCCUAACCCUGGGUCUCAAUCGUAAACUGCAGUACUAAACCAAAAUCUUAAUUUUAGCAGUAUAAAUCAUCUGUUUAUAUCCGUUGCAUUCUGAUUGGCUGAGUAGAUUGGACUUAUCAGUAAUAUUUAUUGAGUCGCUCGAGCACAUCCUUACAGUUUUCGAGAACAGGAACACGGCCUAUUUUCCAAAAAAAUUCCGUCUCAGAAACCUAGUUUAUUCUUUCUUCUCUAAGUUCUCAAUAAUAUUAAACUGUGAUUACUCGCAAAUCAAAAUAACACCUCUCAAUAUGUACGUACUAAUCUUUGCGACAAAUGACAUUUAAUAUUCAACUGGGUUGAUGUUACAUGUGUUUAUAAACGCGUAUAACAGACGAAAUAUUGAUCCAUAACUCAGUAUUUAAAAGUCAAGUAUUUAUCUAACAAGUGACAAGCAGCUCGUCCUUGAUAUAUAACAGCAUAGCCACUGCUUUAGUUGUGGAUCCAGAAAAGAAAACGGUUAACGUCAGCGCUAUUUAUUUUUGUCAGCCUGGAUUACUUCCAUUUCUAGAACUUAAAAGGUCUGCCAUUCGGCAUUCAAGUGGGCUUCAUCAAGGGAAUUAAACAGUCAGUUGGAAUUACUGCUUUCUGAGUUUAUAUCUGAUUAAGGUGCUACUUAGGAAUGAUCCUAGAUAGUGACUAAAUUAUUUAAAUACCUUUUUUGAGUGUUGUAUCAAGAGUUCGAACCUUUCUCCCUCUUAACUCACACUGAAGAGCUGACUAUUGCCAGUUUUUAGGCGGAAACGUGUGCCACACAAACAACUUUAUAAGCUUGUACUUGAUUGACAAGUCGUAUAAAAUUUGAAGCGGAUAGUAAUUUGAUGCUCAUUCUUAUCUUGUUUCAGGAUGAAUAUAAUGAGGAUCUUAGGUAUAAUUUUUAAUUGGAGAAACACAUGUAGUUCUAAGUAAAGAAAAUUGUCUAAAUCAUAUUAGUCGUGCAACAUCACAAGCCGGCAACUUAAAAAUCCUUAGUCACCAGAUUAAAACCUAGUGAUAAUAGUACAAGUUCACCACUGGUCUUGAGUGUCACAAAUUUUUGUUACUAUAAUAUGGAGGGUACACAGCUGGGAAGUUUCAAGCGGUAUCGAAAUAGCCGUCCAUUAAUUUCUGGAUAACACCAUUUCUUUUUACUCACAGUGCGCUUUUCUUAUUUAUGCGAAUUCUAUGACUUUUUAUUGUUUCUGUAGGAGAUGUGUGACAAACCUUUCUUUUAUAACCCCGAUAUCGAUACGAAAAUUGCCGGUUUAUAUGAUCUACAACAUACAAUUGGACGAGGACAUUAUGCUGUUGUGAAACAAGCACGCCAUGUAUUUACUGGUGAGAAAGUUGCAGUGAAAGUAAUCGACAAGACCAAACUAGACAAUGUUUCACGAGAUCAUUUGUUUCAGGAAGUUGUAUGCAUGAAACUUGUUCAGCAUCCAAAUGUGGUUAGAUUAUAUGAAGUUAUUGACACGCCAACCAAAUUGUAUCUCGUUCUUGAGUUAGGUGACGGAGGAGACCUAUAUGAUUACAUAACAAGUCAUGGCGAUGGUCUGAGUGAAAAAGUCGCAAAACGGUAUUUUCGCCAAAUAGUAACUGCCAUUGCUUAUUGCCACAAGUUAAGAGUGGUUCAUCGAGAUCUAAAACCAGAGAAUGUAGUUUUUUUCGAGAAACUGGGUUUGGUUAAGUUAACUGAUUUUGGAUUCAGUAAUAAAUUUAUUCCUGGCACUAAUUUAGACACAGCUUGCGGCUCGUUGGCUUACUCAGCUCCGGAGAUAUUGCUUGGUGACUCAUACGAUGCUCCAAAAGUGGAUAUUUGGUCCUUAGGUGUGAUAUUAUAUAUGCUUGUCAGCGGAAAUUUGCCUUUUCAAGAAACAAAUGAUAGUGAAACGUUAACGAAGAUCAUGGAUUGUGAUUAUUCCAUGCCUUCACAUUUAUCACCAGACUGUAAACGGCUUAUUUCUCGUUUACUAAUACGUGAUCCACAAAAGCGUGCUCAUCUUGAUGAUAUCCUACAAGAUGACUGGCUAAAGCUAGAUGGUAAUGACUUACCUAUUGAGCUGUUUUCUGUCCCCUUGAUAUCUCGUGAACAUCUUUCAUUUGAAGACCAUAUGGAGAUUCUAUCCAAAAUGGCUGAGGGUGAACUGGCGUCUGUUGAUGAAAUACAGUCUACUUUAGAUCGUAAUGAAUACAACCACAUAGCUGCUACAUACUACUUACUUGCGGAGCGCAAACUGAAACGUAACUACAUAGAAGAAUAUAAACGGUUAGCAAGCCAGUCUCAACUAAUUGAAAAACGAAAACAAGAACAACAAAAAUGUAUCAACUGUGUGUUUGGACUAUCUGAAAAUGCAAAACAAGUGCAAAAUGUUGAAAACAAUAUAACCCCUAAAUCUUUGGUAAAUAGUGUGAUGGGUUCAAGUACUGCGACGCCAACUUCACGCAUUUUAAGUUCUUUAGGCUCAUCAAAUGUAGAGGAUCGUGUCAGGCGUUUCAGUAUGAUUUUAGAAGAUGAAGAAGAAGAGGAAGAAGGUAAAGGGUCUCCAAUAGCAUCUACUUCAUUCGACAGGUAUAUUGCAGGUAUAAAUGAGUCAGCGAAAAUGGUCAAUGAUUCAGAUGCCUUACACCCCUGUUUCGCUGAUACGUCUGAAGAGGCAAUGCUAGAAGAAGAGGAAGAAGAACUUGCUACUGUUGCUGGUUUGGCAUGCGUUCGUUCUGAACUUUUAACUGAUCAAAUGGUUAAUCAUGUAUUAAGUAUAUCCGAAUCAGAAUUCACAUCAAAUGUCCAUGGAAAUGUGGUUUCAACUCGUCCUUGUUCUAGAACAAGUGGUUCUGCAGUUGGAGCAUCUGAUGGCGCUGAGUCAGAUGUUUCUCUUAGUCCCUGGAAUGCAAAUGGGACGGGUUUUGUAAGUUCUUUGAAUCGAGUUACAUCCACCACUCGUUCUCUUCCACCUGUUGAAACUCGAAGAAAGAAUACCUAUAGACGAGGACUUAUAUCGCACCGUCCACUUACUACAGUGAAGAGCAGUCCGCAGCUUCUGAAACAUUCUGCUGAAGAAGAUUGGAACAUCCAUACCUCAAUAGAAACCAAUAAUUCCCUCCACAUGGAUAAACGCAGAAAGAAAUUAGGAGAAUGUUUUAUACAAAACCCGGCUGUCUAUACUACAGCUGAAGAUAGUUUAGGAAUCCGAUCUUUGCGUAGUUCGUAUAACUUGUACCGUAGUAUCAAAUAUGUCGACGAUCAGUUGAUUGGCCUGAGACCUACAAGUUUUUACACGACUGCAACCCAACAAACAUAUUCUGGAGCUCAUAGUCCAGCGUGGACACGAAGGUUUUUGAAUACACCUGCAUCGUCGUCUCGUCCAGCAAGUAUCGGGAGCUGGAAUGCUGUUCUCAACAUGAGUUUAGUGAGUGAUCAGCGCCGCCCAUCAUUCUGUUCAUCUCCUGUUGAGCCACAAAUAGGCACCAUCAAUAGAAGAAAGGUUCUUUAUUCAAAUCACAGCCAAGGCCCAUAUGUUUUCAACAAGGGGAUUAAUCCCGACCGAAGAUGCAGUGGACCUCCAGGUUUAUUGUUAGCAGUCUCAGGAUUGUAUUAUCCAGGUUCAGGUGUUACGUUACCCAGUCGCUCAGACUCAGAUACCUCAUUUCUAGAACAGCAUGACACUAGUCAUUUACCCCCUAACUUGGACCACUCUUUUUCUCCAGAAGAGCCUUCAGAUGAAUCUUACACGCAAAAUGGGACCAAGUGUUCAGGUACAAUUACCGAAAUAAGUGAUAUCAUUAAGAAUAACCAUCGCAGUAUUUUACCGUCAAUCUCUGGAGUAAAUAAAAGAGGUUCUACUAGAUCUCCGCAUCGCACUCUUAGCAAUUCUCGUAAAACUGCUAGUUGGUGUAGUUCCGCGCCUAUAUUGUGCGAAACAUCUGAACAGCCCCACUUAACUUAUGUACCAUCGAAUAGUAUUGGGCUGACCACUUUAUCACUUGAAAGUAACUCUCAGUUGGGUGGUUCGAAUACGGUUCGAGAACAUUGCACUCCGAUACGUGAAGAAGAUGACGAAGUAGUACGCUCUGGAGAAUCUACUUUUAAGACACCCAAUCUGUUAUUUGGCUUGAAUCACCGAAGGAAGUCUGAAUCGUCAAGUAUGCAUACAAGUUCAACUCUUUUCACGACAUCCAAUAUUACCCGUGGUGGAUUCGCAACUUUGGCUGAAUCGGAGUCAACUUCAACCAUUAGUCAGUUACCCAACAUAAGUGCUCAGCGAAACGAUGCUUUACAAAAUGGUGGCAGUUCACAAUGUACUACAUCCAAUUUCUCACUUAGCUCUCUCGCAACAAGUUUGCGAGAUUCACGCUACAUGAUCGACAUUAUACGAGGAACAUUUGAAUUACAAUGUCAGUAUAACCGUAGAUUUACUAAUUCCAUUGCUGGAGUUAGCAGUUGUGAAUAUAAUUCUAGCCGAGCUAGUACCUCAACAUCUGUUCGUAGCCUCACUGCUAUAUCAGAAAAUUUCCCUAUCAACAAUCAACUAAAAGAAGAUUUUCCUUUACAAGAUUCACAAAGACUCCCCCUUCAUCAUCGUGAUUUACUCCAUCCAUUGGAAUCCACCUUAAAAGCUUCUACAAAAAACAAUAUUUUACAGAAUUCCAAUAUGGUCAAAAAUUCUAUGAAUAGUUGUUUGAAUCGUGAUUUUCUUGUUACAGGUUCAUCUCAGAAAAGUAGAAUGAGUUUACCAGCUAGUAUAAGUGGCAUUACAAACCCAGAUGUUGCCUGUUCAGUGAGUCCUGUUUUAGAAUCGAAUGAAAACAAUUUUCCCUCCUCUCUUUCUCUUGAGCAUAGUUCACCUGUAAGAUUUGACAAUCUUCUUACUCAUAACCAUAGGAAUGGGUCUUGUAAAUCUGUUAGUCAAUCUACAACUUCAUUUAAACGUCCUUCACAUUUGUCUUCAGGACGAGAAUCUUUUAAGAAGUCGAACAUCAGCUGUCUUCCUGAUCAUGGUUGUAGUAUAGUUGAAAACAUGAAUUCAGGAACCCAUAAUAAUAGUAAUAAUAAUAAUAACAUCAGUCAUUAUUCUGAGUUGUCAAGUGAAUCCGUUAACCAAUGGACCCAUAAAUCAAAUACGCCAAAUCAUAAACAAGUAUCAUCGUUUAUACUAAGCAAACAUAGAGCUAGAUUAGCAUGUUGCUCAGUUUCGUGAUAAUGACUAUAAUUUUGUCUUCCAUUAUUUACAUAUAUUUUGUAUAAAUAAUUUUCUUUUAGUUUUUAAAAUCAUUUGUUUAAAUCACCAUUGUGUUUUCUCUCUUUAUUUUGUCUCUUCUUUCUCUCUUACCCCUGUUCAUGAUCAUAAAAUGAGAUAUUAUUUACGUUUUUAUGGUAUUUAUUUCAGUUCAUAGUUCUGCUUUGUUUCACUUUCCUGUAUGCGCUUAAUUAUGUAUUACAUAUAUACUUUGUUUCAUUUUCUCUAUAUAUCUAGUCCAUUGUUCUUUUUGUUGACUAAGCAGCUUAAUUACUACAGUAAUCUUACCCAAACAUUUGAAAUGGUAUUCUCCCUGUUAUUAUUGUCAUUAUUAUUACUGAUUAUGUUACUAAGAUCAUUCUCUUGCCUAUGAUCCAUCUACUACUACCAGCUAGUCGUACAUUGUUUACUCGCACAUUUCUAAUCAGAUAUAUUUGAUCAUUCAUAUUUUAGAAAAAGAAACAAACUGACUAUUUUGACUAUACACUUUUUAUCUUUCUAUAUUAUAUUGAUAUUUUAAAUUGAUUGGGUAUUAUGAUUUGAUUAAAACAAAAUUAACCAGUGUCUGUAUAUUUGAUCUUGGCUUCUUAUACUCUGCUUACAAAAUUAUAACAAGUAGAUAAGUGUAUAAAUACUCUUUCUAUUUUAAGAAGAAGAAGAAAAAGAUUCUCUUUAUCUUAUUUUUGUUUCCGAAACUUUUACUUAAAAGUAUGUUGUGGUAUCUGUGCAUGGAUCAUUGAUAUUCUUGAGACUAAUAAUAAUAAUAAUAAUAGUAAUAAUCAAACAUUCAAUUAUACCUUAUAUCUAUGUGUAUAGAUACACUAUUCUACAUACCGCUUUUCUCAUUGUCUCUGUAAAUAUAAUACAUAUAGAAUGAAUAUCAUUCGGUUCAUGACUAAAUUAUUAUGUUUUUCUUUCAUUUCUUCCUAUUCUUCUUCUUCUUUUUCUUAUUAUAUUGUUAUUUGUCAUCAACGCUUUUUUUGCUGCAUAUUAUACCUAAUUCUGUAAAUAUUCGCCUAUCUAUAUGUCUAUUGUAUCCCGGUUAAUCUUGUUUGUUUUUUUUUAAAUUUUAUUUUGAGCUUGUUUUCCAAAGUGUAUGUCUCUUUAUUUAAUUCUUAUGAGUAUUUUAAAUAUAUAUAUAUAUAUAUAAAUCCACUUGAUUUAUU
Schistosoma intercalatum is the source of this 7255-nucleotide messenger RNA. NCBI's taxonomy places the organism in Eukaryota, Metazoa, Platyhelminthes, Trematoda, Strigeidida, Schistosomatidae. The record is from the annotation of a GenBank genome assembly.